UUGUAUACACUUGAGCUGUCAGAAUUUCUCUGAUGCGAAUGUCAAACGUCAUUCGGGUGAAACAGAGGUCAUUGUGGAACUUUUGUUUGUGGAGUCAAUCAGAGCGCAUUUCAAACAAAAACAAACUUCGAUAGCGCUCUAAUCUGCAACAGCGCGGCAAUCAACUUUACUGACCGCAGGAUCCAUUCAAGUCCAUUCAUCUGGUAUUCGGAGAAUUCGAGCUUUUUAGGAUCAAAACUGACAGAAGAUGCCAUACUAGAGGCUGUUUGCUUCGCGAAAUAACAGGUUUUCGGUGCUAUUCCGUCGGAGAAAAGUUCUUGCAAUACAAGCGAAGAAAAAGAGGUACAAAGCACCAAAGGCACGCAUGAGGCCAGAAGACAGCAAGACCAAGCCGAAAAGCGGGAGUGUGUCUAGUUUCAACGAUGAAGAUUAUGAAGUGGACGAAAACUCCGACGAAGAGGAACAAGAGGAGCCAGGAGAUUACUGCAAAGGAGGGUACCAUCCUGUUCGAUUAGGUGACUUGUUCAAUAACCGGUACAGCAUCAUCAGAAAGCUGGGAUGGGGACACUUUUCAACUGUGUGGUUGGCAUGGGAUCUCAAAGAUCGCCGGUUUGUAGCACUGAAGAUUGUUAAAAGCGCAUCUCAUUAUACAGAAACUGCUAUAGAUGAAAUGAAACUUCUAAGAACUGUGCACACAGCAGAUGCAAAUCACACUGGAUAUAAACAUGUUGUCCAGCUAACGGAUGAUUUCAAAAUUGUAGGAAUAAAUGGUUCACAUAUAUGUAUGGUUUUUGAAGUGUUAGGUCAUAACUUGUUAAAAUUAAUAAUAAAGUCCAGUUAUAAAGGAAUACCAAUAUUGCAAGUCAAGAGUAUCAUAAAACAGGUAAGUUUGAAUUUCUUUCUACUUCUACUUCUUUCUACUUCUACUUUCUAUUCCUAGGUGCUUCAUGGUUAGUGCGCUCAUAUCUGGAUCAAGCCGUUCAGGUUUGAGCCCUGGCCAGAGACAUUGUGUCAUGUUCGUAAGCAAGACACAUUACUUUCACAGUGGCCCUUUCCACCCAGGUGUAUAAAUGGGUAUGGGGGAAUUCAAUGCCGGGGGUAACCCUGCAAUGGAACAGCAUCCC
This is a messenger RNA of Orbicella faveolata, 1124 nucleotides long. Its product is annotated as SRSF protein kinase 3-like. The record is from RefSeq and is a predicted model, not a curated record. Gene Ontology annotation, cellular component: nucleus; cytoplasm. Gene Ontology annotation, biological process: peptidyl-serine phosphorylation; spliceosomal complex assembly; regulation of mRNA processing. NCBI's taxonomy places the organism in Eukaryota, Metazoa, Cnidaria, Anthozoa, Scleractinia, Merulinidae. Gene Ontology annotation, molecular function: protein serine/threonine kinase activity; ATP binding.